AUUUCGGAGCUUUGAGCUUCGGUUUCAGUUCGGCGUGUUCUUCAGAUGUGUAUGGAGGUCGCGCUUUCAUCCGCCACACGCGCUCCGACACAAACGAUGUUUAUGGCACCAACCGCAUGAUUCCUGAAAGACACCCGAUCAUUUAGUGCAGGCCAGUUUCCAUUGUGAUCCAGUCGAUUUUUAGCCAGUAACAAUGUUUCUAAUCCGCCUGCUAUUCAAAACGCCGAAGGGCCGCAUGGCAAAACUGUUUUUCCUUGUGCUUCUCGUGCAAUAUUGUUUGUUUCUGAGUGCAAAGGCGGACUUUGAGAACAGCUGGACAAUGUACAUGGAGCAGCCGUGUUGUUCCGGCCUCCCCAAUCAUCAUGUUCGGCACCAUAGAGAUCAUGUGAGAGAGUUUGCCUGCGGCACCAUGUUUUACCGGACGUUCCAUAUGGACGUGAAGAGGGACGCCCUGUAUGUUGGAGCAAUGGACCGGAUCUACAGACUGAACCUCAGCAAUAUCAAUCAAUCGAGCUGCGAGAGAGACGCGCUCAACUUGGAACCCUCCAAUGUAGCCAACUGCGUUUCCAAAGGAAAAACGGAGCAUUUUGACUGCAGAAACCACAUAAGAGUCAUCCAAUCGAUGGGCAAUGGAGACCGGUUGUACGUGUGCGGAACAAACGCACACAAUCCGAAGGACUGGGUGAUUAAUGCGAAUUUGACCCAUUUGAGUCGUAACAUCUUCGUCCAUGGCAUCGGCAUGGGCAUCGCGAAAUGCCCAUAUGAUCCGACUGACAAUUCGACGGCCGUCUGGGUGGAAAAUGGUAAUCCCGGCAAUUUGCCAGGACUGUAUUCAGGAACCAAUGCCGAGUUUACAAAGGCGGACACUGUAAUUUUUCGAACUGACCUGCAUAAUUUAACCACCGGCAAGAAGGAGUACAAUUUCAAAAGAACACUGAAAUACGACUCCAAGUGGCUCGACAAACCGAACUUUGUCGGCUCCUUCGAUAUCGGCGACUUUGUGCUGUUCUUCUUCAGGGAAACGGCCGUCGAGUACAUCAACUGUGGCAAGAGCGUAUACAGUCGCGUGGCUCGUGUUUGCAAGAAAGACACUGGAGGCAGAAAUAUUCUCACUCAAAAUUGGGUCACCUACUUGAAGGCGCGCCUCAACUGCUCUAUUCCUGGAGAGUUUCCGUUCUACUUCAAUGAAAUACAGAGCAUCUACCGAGUACCGGGCGACAACAAAUUCUACGGCACCUUCACCACGUCCACCAACGGCCUGAUGGGUUCCGCGAUUUGCUCCUUCACUCUCGCCGACAUUCAAGCAGCCUUCGAUGGCAAAUUUAAGGAGCAAGCCUCGUCCUCUUCAGCGUGGCUUCCGGUGUUAAGCAGUCGCGUCCCUGAGCCCCGUCCAGGGACGUGCGUCAACAAUACGGGUUCCCUGCCGGACACCGUAUUAAACUUCAUCCGAUCCCAUCCCUUGAUGGACUCCGCCAUCAUGCACGAGUACGAAAAGCCCGUCUACUUCAAGAGGGACAUUCUCUUCACCAGACUGGUGGUGGAUAAAGUAAGGGUGGACAUCGGAGGCGCUGUGGUUGACUACACGGUCUACUAUGCGGGAACUAAUAACGGCCAAGUGCAGAAAAUCGUCGAAUGGACCAACGAGCACUUGGAGGGCUCCUCCUCCAUUCUCUUGGAUAUUUUUGACGUCACCCCCGGCGAAGCCAUCCAGGUGAUGGAGAUCUCCAAGGAGCACAAGGCUCUUUAUGUGGCCUCGGAUAAUCGGGUGAAGCAAGUGGACUUGGUGAUGUGCAACAGACGCUACGACAACUGCUUGAGAUGCGUCCAUGAUCCCUACUGCGGAUGGGACAAAGAGUCCAACGUCUGCAAGCCCUACUCACCAGGGUUGUUGCAAGAUGUGUCCAACAGCACCAUCGAUGUGUGCGAUAGCAGCGUUAUCAAGAAGAAGAUGAUGGUCACUUGGGGGCAAAGCCUCCACUUGGGCUGCUUCCUGAAGAUGCCGGCCGUGUUGGCCUCGCAAACCAUCACCUGGUACCACUACUCGAAGGAGAAGGGCCGGUACAAGAUCCAGUACAAGCCCGAGAAAUACGUGGAAACCUCCGAACAUGGCUUGGUAAUUAUUUCCGUGACGGAAGCUGAUGCCGGAAGAUACGAUUGCUGGAUGGGAGCUUCGCUCCUUUGCUCCUAUAAUGUGACUGUGGAUGCUCACCGAUGCUCGCCGCCUGCCAAAGGCAACGACUACCAGAAGAUCUACUCGGAUUGGUGUCACGAGUUCGAGAAGUACAAAUCAGCGAUGAAGACUUGGGAGAAGAAGCAAAUGCAAUGCGGCGUGAGACAGAAUGCGAGUAGCAACCAAAACAGCCACCCAAAUGAGAUCUAUCGACCACUGGUGUGAUAGCUCAUAGAACGUGGGCCGUUUUCACUCACUUAUCUCGGGAUCCCAAUUUCGUGGAUUACCAUCCUGUUUGUGUAAAUACGUUUUGAAACAAUAUGAGUUUCGCAUUAAGCAACCGUUCAGUUAGUUGGGUGUUUUGCUCCAAACGAAAAUUGAAACAAUGAACGUCACAUGUAUGUAUCCCAUGCUUUCGUCUCGUUUGGUUUGUCAGGUUUCACUAUAGGAGGAACAGACUGUUGUUCUUCGGGCAGCAGCAGGCGUUUUCUUCAAUUUUCUUUCCGGCCGAUUUUUCGUACGCAUUUAAAUAUGUAGGUCUGUGAUAUACAUGUAUGGGUAAGUAAAAAGUAUUUAUUUUAUUAAUAUCUCGACACUGGAUGAAUGUUUGGUAUAUUAAGACGAUGACAUGCUUUUUCAAAUAUCUAGGACCAAGUUGUUGUGACUGGACGGUGUUCGAUUCGCUCAUUUUCUUUCGCGAAUGAAACGAAUAUAAACUUUAUUGUACAUUUGGUGCGUAUUCAAAGCAAUACUCUUUUCCGACCGCGAAUGUUGGUCGUUGUUUAAUUAGUGGGACAUUUCGUUUUAUGGAUCUGUAAAAUAGACUAUUUUAUUGCGACACACCGAACUCGACCAGCAAUUUACGCUAAGUUAUCCUGUUUGGAGAUAAUAUCACAACUUGACCUCAAAUGGACACAGUCUGCACUAAUUUUAUAAAAAAAAACGUCCAAAACCCUCUUUGGAGUGAUGAGCAAGCCCAUGAUCCAAUUACUUAACUGUACUGGGAAUCGUAACUUUCAACUAAACAAAACCCCGUCCAGCUUUUUUUAUCGGCAUUCAAGCCAUUGUUGCCUGAAAUGUGUGUUUUAUUACAAAAAAUCUCAUCAAUAAUUAUUAUUAAGUUAAGUAAUGAAAUGAGCUUCUAUUGGUUAACUAUCUUUUUUUGUAUUUUGAGGAUUUAACAUGCAAAAACAACUAAGUUGCUGGUUGAGUUGCAGAUCGCUAUUAAGGACAAUCAAAGAUUUAAACAAUUUACGCGUUGAUUUGUUAAUGUCUGGCGCAAUUGGUCUGUAGCCGCCUGGAUUAGCCUUCAACUCAAUCCUUCGGAUCCACAAACCAAUUUGCUGGUGUUUAUUUAGUGUUGACUUAGUUCUUCUUCUAGUGUUUACCUUCAGUUUAGCUUAGUACGCUCUGAGUUGAAAGAUAAAAAAAAAUGCGACUAUUUGAAAAUAAUAAUAAUAAUAAUUGUUGACCUGUUUUAAAGCAUAUAACGUGUUCGAUUAUAAAGUACUGGUGUCCUGUAAAUACCUAUGUAAAGCUAUUUAUAUACAACUAUGUAAGUUAUCAUUAUCAUUUGUAUCGCUCUAUAGGAAAAGCUGACUUUCCCAUUUUCUCGGUCAUCAUCGCCAUUAAAUUGCUUAUCGUUCCAGCAAUACAUAUCUAACUAAACAUCAUGCAAUAAACUCGUGUAAUUGUUUUUUUGCGCAAUAUUCAUGGAGAUACUACGAACUUAAACUGCGUAUGUUUCAACAGAGUUGACGAAGUUUAAUUAAUGUUAAGCGUAUAGUUAAUAAAGGCAGCGUAAUCUUAUACAGGAGCUCCUACCCCCCGAUUAAUAGUUGUUGGUCAUUUCUUUUGCUUGGACCAGUUUGGCCCUAAAUUGUCCAAACAGACCCGAACUGAUCCAUGCCGGUCACUUUAGUUUAGAAUUGUCAGUUUCUUACCGUUACUUGUAUAUAAACCGAUUACAGUAUAGAGUUAACGAAUAUUAAUUAGGGCCGUAGCACAUGUAAAUUGUAAUGGAAAUGCUAACAUUAAUAUUAUUAUUGCUCUUUGAAAAUAUUAACAAUAAAUUUACAUGUGGAAGCAGA
This is a messenger RNA of Dendroctonus ponderosae (mountain pine beetle), 4260 nucleotides long. Its product is annotated as semaphorin-2A. Gene Ontology annotation, biological process: neural crest cell migration; negative chemotaxis; axon guidance. The transcript has 14 exons. Lineage: Eukaryota; Metazoa; Arthropoda; Insecta; Coleoptera; Curculionidae. Gene Ontology annotation, molecular function: chemorepellent activity; semaphorin receptor binding. The record is from RefSeq and is a predicted model, not a curated record. Bases 194 to 2395 code for a protein of 733 amino acids.